Molecule: messenger RNA, 923 nt
Organism: Chironomus riparius
Lineage: Eukaryota; Metazoa; Arthropoda; Insecta; Diptera; Chironomidae
Source: the annotation of a GenBank genome assembly
UAUAUUGGAAUAUUAGUCAGCGACAAUUUGCUGUUCGAGUAGCACAAAAUUAUUUGUUGUCUAUAAAUAUUUUAGACGAAUUUAUUUUUAAUGAUUUGGAUGAUAAGACUUUGAAUCUAAUUUUUAAAAGACAAUAUUAUAAUCAACGAAGAUGACAUUUGAUUCUGCUGAUCAAGAGAGACUUGAUUUAUUAAAAUCUAAAAUUGGAGAGUACCCAAAUUUUCCACGUGAUGGUAUUCUUUUUAAAGAUAUUUUUACGGCGUUUCGAGAUGGGAAGGUCUGUGUUGCAACAAAACACUUAAUGUUAAACUAUAUACGUAAAAAUCAUCCAUCUGUUGAAGUCGUUGUCGGUCUAGACGCUCGAGGAUUCUUAUUCAGUUUUAUGAUAGCAUCUGAAUUAGAAAUUGGGUGUGUUCCAGUGAGGAAGAAGGGUAAAUUACCCGGUGAGACAACAAAAGUUGAAUAUGCUCUUGAGUACGGAACAGACGUGUUUGAACUUCAAACUGACUCAAUUAAGGCCGGACAAAAGGUGAUAAUCGUUGAUGAUUUAUUAGCAACCGGCGGCUCUCUCAAAGCAGCAACUGAACUUGUAAGGAAGGCAGGAGGAGUUGUUCAAGAAUGCAUUGUUGUCUUGGAAUUACAAGGUCUGAAUGGACGAAAGAAUCUUGACGUGCCGGUUUUCUCUUUCAUCCAAUAUGAUGACGAAUAAUAAAAAAUUGUUAAGAAUGCUUCAGUUGCACUUUGCAAACUAAAUCGCACCAUUCCAAAUGUUGUUUUUAAAUUUUUAACUAUAUUGUUACAACUACUACUACUUUUUAUCGGAUUCAAUUGUGUUUGUAGCUUUGUGUAAAUAGUCGACGAGACCGACUGAGUAAUAAAAUGUAGCGAAAAAAAAAACUCGUUUUCUUUCUUUUUCUUCUUUU